CUUUCAUCGAAGCCACACCCCAAGUCAUUCAUCUUCUCCUCUCGCUCACUCGCUCGCUCGAUGGAGUCGCGCGACGGCACACCAAGAGAGAGGGCGCAUGGAGAGAGGAGGCGAUCGUCGUCUUCGUCGUGUGGCAGGAGGACGUGGCAGCAACCCACGUCGCAGGACUUUACCUAUGCCCUGUCGGACAGCGACAUUUCGGAUUGGCUCAAGUGCGCAAUAUGCCUGCACCCGUUUCUGAACCCCGUCGUGGCUUCGGCGAAAUGCCAACACGUCUUUUGCGCUCUGUGCAUCCGCUCGCAUGUGUCAUCAUCGACGCAAGCCGAGCCUGUGCUAGGAGAGAAUGAGGAUGGGGAGCGAGAAACGCAUCGCGAGGAUCAGGCACAAGGACGACGAGGACCAGCCAAGACGACGACGUGCCCCACUUGCCGCGCCCCGCUCGAAUCUUCGCACCCUUUCCAGCCAGCCGCGCCGCUGAUCCGGAACAUGGUUGAUUCCCUACUCGUCAGAUGCCCGCACGCCGGCAGAGGAUGCAACCAUACCUGCGAAAGGGGCCUCGUUCGCACCCACAUCUUUCACGAUUGCGGCCACGCCUACGUGGGCGAGUACGAGGCUGCAGGUGGCUCAGUAGCAAAGCACCGCCCCUCUUCUUCCUUUCGCUCGGGCCGAUGCGAAUGUGGACAGAAAGUCAUGCGAAAGGACUGGGAGCACCACACGACCUCGGGUCAGUGUACCGUCGUGAGGGUGCCCUGCCCCUUUGGUGAGGGCGAGGAAGGAUGCAAAGACAUGAUCAAGGAGCGAGAACUCGACGAGCACCUCGACGUCUGUCCAGCCUAUCCUCUUCAGUGCCCACACUGUUCAUCGACCCAUGCUCGAAGGCAUCUCGCCGAGCACGAGGCUGUCUGUGAUCACGCCGUCGUCGAAUGUCCCCACGCUCGACACGGCUGUCGCUGGAGCGGGCGACAGUCGCAGGUUAGGUCCGAGCACCUGCCACAUUGCGUAUAUGCGCCUCUCGCUGCCUUCUUUGAGCGAAAUGCAGACGAGAUAGAGACGCUGCGCAGCGACAAUGCCCGGCUUACAUCGGCUCUCGACGACAUGAGCAGGCGGCAGAUGGACACCGAGAAGAUGCUGGCUGCCUGCAUUCGGAGCCUCGGCGCCUUUUACGUAGACGGUGGCACCACAGAGCAGGGCGAAGGCGAUGGCACAGGCGCUGGCUCAGCUGAUCCUCCUGCCUUGCGACAAAGCAGCAUUCCCUCGCUCAUACGGAAUCGAUCCGGCUCGGCCAUUCCCCUUCCGAGCACGCAAGCCGCGGACGAUGCACCUGCGGCCCCACCUCUGCCCCUCCAGCGCUCGUCGUCCGAGGUCUUUCCGGCCGCGUCCACGUCUGCGCCCGCCGUCGAGCCCUCGUGGCGGUGGCCCGAGCAUGAGGAUGCACCGCGCCGCCUUGCCCCGCUGGACCGGUCGUCGAGCCUCUCGCACCAGCUCGUCGAGCUGCAGUCUGUGCUCAACACCCUCACGACGCAGCUCCAUGCCGCCGAGCGCCGCGCAGAAGAGGGCCAUCUGGCCGCCCUCUCGGCAGGCUUCGAGGCGAGCCGGGCCCACGAAGAGAUGAACAGCCAGCGACAUGCGCUCCAUGCCAUGCGUCUCCAGAUUCACCAGCUCGCCAUGGUGCAGCAGCAGCAGCGGGGCAUGCCCCCGCCACAGCGGGGCGCUGGCGCGUCGUCGUCGUCUACCUCGCCACAAGCAGAGGGGACAGACGUCUUGCACCCUCCGCCACCGCCGCACCAGCCGGCUUUCCCAAUCCCCAUUGCGCCCAUGGCCCCUCACUUCCGCCGCUUCUGGACCGGCUUCGAGCAGACGAAGCUGUGA
Molecule: messenger RNA, 1869 nt
Organism: Acaromyces ingoldii
Lineage: Eukaryota; Fungi; Basidiomycota; Exobasidiomycetes; Exobasidiales; Cryptobasidiaceae
Exons: 1
Coding region: 61-1869 (602 amino acids)
Molecular function (GO): zinc ion binding
Source: RefSeq, a predicted model, not a curated record